Molecule: messenger RNA, 573 nt
Organism: Penicillium roqueforti
Lineage: Eukaryota; Fungi; Ascomycota; Eurotiomycetes; Eurotiales; Aspergillaceae
Product: DUF967 domain protein
Exons: 2
Coding region: 1-573 (190 amino acids)
Biological process (GO): post-translational protein targeting to endoplasmic reticulum membrane
Cellular component (GO): TRC complex
Source: RefSeq, a predicted model, not a curated record
AUGGCUCUUUCCGCACCCAGCACAGACCCGCAAGUCCUCAUCACCCAAGAAUCAAGCGCGGAACAAAUCUUCCACAGCUUCACAGCAGAAACCGCUUGGCAGCUUGGAAAUGCACUAAGGGACCGAAUCCUCCGCCUCCCGGACGGACAGCGCCAGCCGGCCCUGAUCUCCAUUACGCUCACCGGCGGAGCCCCGCACCAUGUGGUGUUUCAGGCUGUGACCGAGAGCGGCACGAUCCCGGACAAUGAGAACUGGGUGCGACGGAAGCGCAAUACUGUGCUCCGGUGGGGUCUUUCGAGCUGGACUAUGAGACAGAAGACUGUUAGUGGGCUUGCGGCUAAUGCGUCCGCCGACCAGAUUGAGGCUGCUUUUGUGAAGAAAUAUGCCGUUCCAAGUGCUACUGGGGGUGCUGUUGCAGAUGAGUAUGCUAUCCAUGGAGGUGGCUACCCGAUUCGCGUGCGUGGCGUUGAUGGCGUUAUUGGUGUCGUUGUCGUUAGUGGGCUGAAGCAGGAGGAUGACCAUCAGGUUGUGGCUGAGACUAUUCAGGCGUUCGUGGCUCAGCAAGCAAAAUAG